GUUCUAGAUUAGGAAACAAAAUGAACUGUUUAUUUGCUUGUUUGUUUGUUGUUUUGUUUUUAUUAAAUAGAAUAUGCGCAUUAUGGCUAAAUAUUAUACACGAGUUCGAACACAAAAAAUGGCUGAUUUACUUGAUUUAACAAAAGAUGAAGCUGAACAAUUCUUAUCAAAUCUUGUUUCAAAUAAAACUAUUAAUGCUAAAAUUGACCGUCUUCAAGAUAUUGUUACAUUUCAACAAAAGCAAUCUCCACAAGAAAUUCUUAAUGAAUGGUCGGUUAAUCUCAAUUCUUUAAUGACAAUUAUUAAUAAAACAUGUCAUUUAAUUAAUAAAGAAGAAACUGUUCAUGCUGUACGGACUUAA
Rotaria sp. Silwood2 is the source of this 361-nucleotide messenger RNA. The record is from the annotation of a GenBank genome assembly. Lineage: Eukaryota; Metazoa; Rotifera; Eurotatoria; Philodinida; Philodinidae.